This is a messenger RNA of Pieris rapae (cabbage white), 1310 nucleotides long. RefSeq lists its product as uncharacterized. The coding region runs from base 74 to 1288 and encodes 404 amino acids. Lineage: Eukaryota; Metazoa; Arthropoda; Insecta; Lepidoptera; Pieridae. The record is from RefSeq and is a predicted model, not a curated record. The transcript is spliced from 4 exons.
GUUUGUGUUAAGUCUGCUGUCAUUUGACUGUUAAACUCCAAUUUGCCUUCACGACUGUGUGAAAGUUACUAAAAUGUCAAGCAAAUAUAUUAUAUUUUUAUUUACGACAAUAUUAUUUCUAGGGCAAAUACCCAAAACUAAAGGAGAUUCCUAUUCAGCGGCAUACGAAGAUCCUGAGGAUCGUAACAAUUAUGGCAAAGGACAAAGGAACACUAUUCAGUCAUUAAAAGGCCAUUACAAAGAAGAAGUACAUAGACUCCUGAAAUGUGGUAGCGUCGAUAGUAUGGAAAAACAAAUUCACAUAACCGACAAAACUCCACAAACAGAAGACAACGUGGCAGCAACUAAAAUUGAAAAUUCAAGCACUAAUGAAAUCCUUACAACAACAGAAAACUUAAGAGAAGAUUCCAGAAUAACUGCAAACUCAGUAGAAACUGAAGAAUCAAAGACCGGUAAAAAAGCAAGUAAUGUAACAAUAGAAACCACAGCACCGGAAACUGUACAUCUCUUAUCAGUUACUGAAAAACUAGGAAAAAGUGUUGAAAGUCUAAACGAUAUUACGACGCCAGAACUAAAUACGGAAUAUUUACCACAUACUCUGUUACAUUUACGACGUGCACUUGAUGAAGAAGAGCCUAUUAAUAACAUCAAUAAUGAAAUAAACAGCCAUUCUGCUUUACAAGAUAAUCAUGAUACCAUACUUGACAGCACGGAAAAGAAUUUUGAAUUUGAAUCACUAGUAAUAAAAAAUGAAGGCGACAGAGAAAUAUCAAAUACAAAGUUCUUGGGUCAAAACAAGGAUGCCAAUUUUAAUAAUGAAGAAAAUGAUGGCAGAAGAAUGCCUUCAAACUUGAACGAAGAACAAUUUCCAAUAGACAAUUACAACCCUUUUUCUGGUCCACCGCCGAUGACAUACGCGACACCGCUAUAUCCAAAUGUAUUAAAUACACAGGAAAUGGACAAAUCGAUUGAUCAUCGCCGGGUUUGUUUUGCUUGUAGCAGCACUAAUGAUCCAACAUGCUGGUUACCAGAUAUGAGCACACCAACGAAAUACUGCCGCGGAGACCAAAACGCUUGUGUGAAGAAAACUUACAAUCACAGAGGUUACGCUUUCGUCAUUCGUGACUGCGCCGCCUCCUGUGUGAACAAGGGUUUGACAGACAUCGGCUUAUACUACAAGACGUGCACAAUUUGCCACUCCGAUCUAUGCAACGGCGCUAACUUUACUUCAUUUUCUUUGAAAACAAUCAUCUUACUUCUAAUUUCAAUCUGGUUUAAGUACACAUAGUUUGUAUGAUUCGGGUUUCAUU